Chanos chanos (milkfish) is the source of this 3138-nucleotide messenger RNA. RefSeq names its product ataxin 7-like 1 (gene atxn7l1). The coding region runs from base 17 to 2236 and encodes 739 amino acids. The transcript has 11 exons. The record is from RefSeq and is a predicted model, not a curated record. Lineage: Eukaryota; Metazoa; Chordata; Actinopteri; Gonorynchiformes; Chanidae.
ACAAGAAGGAAGAGCAAUGGCGACAUUGGAUCGCCAACUACUCAGCCUGGAUACGUUCCUGUCUAAACCGUGGUCAGUCUUCAUUGACGCAGCAAAAUUACACCACACACACAACUUUUUCAUCGAAAAUCAUGGAAAGCAGCUGUUGAACUCUGGAGAGGGCACUAAACUUAAUAAAGAGGAUAUGCACUUGUAUGGCCAAUUUCCAACCCAUGAGGAUUUCUCUCUCGUCAUAUGCAAUGUCUGCAACCAAGUGGUUAAACCUCAGGGGCUCCUGACACAUUACCAGAAGAGACACGGAUCUCCCGGCUCCUCCAAAACCCCUUUGGUUCCUAUGAAGCCAAAAAUGUCCCUGAGCCAGAGUGACGUGGAUGCACUGCCGUUCCGCGUGCCCAGAGAUUACCCCCACUCACGCUUCAACAAAGCACCUCUCGCUGUGUAUCCACCCAAAGGAGCUCGCGCCAAGGCAUGUGUGUCCUUGCCUGUGGUGAGUCUGGAGAAGAUGCCAUGUUUUAGCAGAACAGAAGGAGCUCAUGUCAAAGUCAACUCCACCUCCUCCAACUCUGGCACCUCUUUGUCCUCCUCUUCUUCCGCGUCUUCCUCUCCAUCCUCCACUAGUACCAUCAAAUCCUCUCACACAUCACAGGCUUCCCAUAAAGCCCAGGACAAGUUCCUUAAUGGUCGUGGACCCGCCACACCCCGCUCUAUCACACCACCUUCUUCGAUUGACAGACGGCCCAGCCCGUCGCGCUCUCCACUGGACAAACGCCCCGCCCCUUCGCCCUCGUCAGUGGACAGGAGACCCAAUGCUUCCCCUUCUCCUUCCUCACUGGACAAAAGGCCCAAUGUUUCACCUUUGCCUGUACCUCUAGACAGGAAGCCCCCGAGCACAGCCAAGGGCAACAGACAUAAGAGAGUGUCAGGGAGAGUAUUUGACCCCAAUAAACACUGUGGGGUUUUGGACCCAGAGACAAGAAAACCAUGUACCCGAUCUCUCACUUGCAAGACUCACUCUCUAACUCAUCGCCGUGCGGUGCCUGGGCGGAGGAAAGAUUUCGAUAUUCUCCUGGCAGAGCAUAAGGGACGUGCUAAGGAGAAAGAGGCAGGGCACAAACGGGAUCCUACGGCAGCCAACCAGGCUGCUCAGAUGGUUCAGUCACAUGACACUACAUCUACUGUGCCCUCCAGCUGCCACAACGGCAAGACCACGCCCACUCUUAAACUAAGACUAGCAAAUGCGCAUGUUAACAGAACCUCUGGGGGUGGGGGUGCGGUGGUCCUAAGCUCCAUGUCAGUACCAGCCCCUGAGCCUGUGGCCAGCUGGCAGAGGCCUCUGGGGGAUGAGCGUCUAUCCAGUGAUGAAGGAGAGGCAGAGCUGCCUGAAGAGGCAGAGAGGGCUUACUGUCAUUAUGCUACGCGCCACCCACGGCCCAUGAGUUGCUGUACAUUCAACAGCAGGUUGAUGGGGAGAGGGCACUAUGUGUUUGACAGGCGAUGGGACAGAAUGAGGCUGGCAGUCCACUGCAUGGUGGAGAAGCAUGUCAACUCUCAGAUGUGGAAGAAAGUACCCCUGGCUGCAGAGAGUGUGCUCAGUGUUUCUCCCAGUGCCUCGGAGGUCUCUCCUUCUCUGGGUUCGCCCCUCAUCCCCACACCAGGCCUCACUCCUGCACUGGAUGGAGUGUCCAUGGUCUCCUACUCCACUGCCUUCCCCCAUAAUGGAGCAGGGGUCUUCUGCAUCAGGGAUCCAGACCCCGGUCUCAAACUGCCGAGAACAAAACUCAGCAGGUCCCCUAGAGGUUCAGGUGAGGGAGCCAAAAAGAGGAAGCCCCCUCCCACCCCAGUCAUGGGGUCUUGCGGAAGCAAAAACGGGAACGGCUACAACCCUCCGGGUCCGGCUCCCAUCAGCAAUGGGACCGCUGCUCUGAGCGUGAAGGCCAGGCCGCUGGGGCGCGGUGGGCAGGGACCCAGAGACUCAGACAGGUACGGCAGCAUGGAGCUAGGCCUGCCCCAGGCGCUAACAGGGGAGCACGGUGUCUCCUUCCCCCAUAGCACCCUGCCCUGCGGCCUGACGGAAGGGAGGAAGCGCAAGAGCUCUGGCUCCAGCGAACGUACCAGCAAGAUGAGUAAAACGAUGGGGAUGGAUGGAAUGUUACGGAAGAACAGUGCCAGUCUGCCCUCUUCUGUGCCUGAGACACCCCACGGGCCGCUCUCCAGACAGCCCAAGAUUCAUCACUGAUGUCCUGGCUUUGGAAGAUGGACACAGAGGUGAGCUGUCCAGUGGAUGUGAAAUCAGCUCCACUCCGACUGUAUAUGACACAGCGCGUCGCAGGCUUCUGAAGCACAGAAGCGCAGGAUCUAGCCUGAAGUCUGGUACAUGACUCUGUCAGCACUGUGAAUAAAGCCUCUUGCUUUGGCUCUUCAGUUGGUAUGUCCACCAGGAGUUUUAUAGGUACCACCACUCCCUCUGCAAUCUACCUACUCUUCCAGGAGAUCUGCUAUUGACUGGGUAGUGUUUCUCAGAUUUUAUUUUUUGUUUUUUUUUUUUACUAGACAGGAGCACAUUGCGCUCAGAUCAACACUUCACAAACGACCCUGUUUAUAGAGAUGUGGCUUCUCUUCGUUUUUGACUCCACGGCAUCAAAUGCACAGGCGUAAGGCUCAUGCCUUGAACAUUCAUCAAUGUCUCUUUUUCCGUAUCAGUUUUGGGGGGGGAGGGGGCACCAUGUUCCUCCUUAUGCUUGUGUGGGAAGUUUGACUGCUGAGGACAACUCUCAACCUGACACAACGUGUUCCCGUCCCGUCCGUCAUAAGGGCGGCUCCACAUUGGAAGAGCUUCUCCACAGAGUCUAGAUAAAGUGCACUUAAUGUCCUGAAGCCUGGACUACACAGCAGGCCCUAUAGGAAAGGUUUCAACCAAGGGAAUAUUUUACAGACGUUUUUUGGCAAGCUGUAUUUUUAUAAAUAGGAUGAAUUCAGGUUUUUGAGUAUACUGUUUCUGUUGCAAAUGUUUAAAAGAAUACAGUGUCAGGACUUGCACCCAAAAGGAAAACAAUGUAGGGUAGUGUUGGAUUUUGUAAAAUAAUUUAUCAUUUCUUUAUUAAUUUUCUAACUUACAAGAGUAGGGCUACAGAUGUUGAG